UCAUCAGAUGAAGGAAUGAUACUCUUGAAACAUGACAAGAAACUGGACUAAUUAAAGUUUUCCUAUUUCAGGAAAAAAACCCGAAAUGUAUAGACCAGGGGAAACGGUCAAACGUCGACUCAACAUGCAUGCUCCUCCUCGGAUAAGAAGUGUGGAAGUUGCUAGAGGAAGAGCAGGUUAUGGGUUUACCCUUUCUGGACAAGCUCCUUGUGUUCUUAGUUGUGUUAUGAAAGGAAGCCCUGCAGAUUAUGUUGGACUUAAAGCAGGAGAUCAGAUAUUUGCAGUUAAUGAAAUCAAUGUGAAAAAGGCCUCUCAUGAAGAUGUAGUGAAACUUAUAGGAAAAUGUUCUGGAGUCCUGCACAUGGUCAUUGCUGAAGGGAUUAGUCAUAUGGAUUCCUGUUCAAGUGAUGAAGAAGUUGGUUUUUAUGAUGGGAAGGGAUGGCUGAAACCCAAACCUGACUCUAAAGCUCUGGGCAUAAACAGAGCAGAGAAAGUUGUUGAAGAAAUGCAGUCUGGUGGCAUUUUCAACAUGAUCUUUGAGAAUCCUACUCUUUGUGCUGGUAACCCAGACAAUUCUGCACCGAAACAAAGAUCGUUUUCAAUUUCUGAUGCUAUUAGAUUUGAAACUGGCAAUGAAAGUGUAAGUAAUCCAAACCUACUGUCAAAGGAAGAAAUAUCCAAAGUCCUGAAUGAUGAUUCUGUUUUUAGAAUUGGACUGGAGAGCACAGAAGACUUUGGAUUAGAUGCAAGCAUUUUAAAUGUUGCCAUGAUUGUGGGUUACCUAGGCUCAAUUGAGCUUCCUUCAACAACCUCGAAUUUGGAAAAUGAGAGUUUGCAGGCGAUUCGUGGAUGCAUGAGACGUCUGCGGGCAGAACAAAAAAUCCAUUCACUAGUGAUGAUGAAGAUAAUGCAUGACUGUAUUCAGCUCUGCAGUGACAAAUCAGGUGUAGUGGCAGAAUAUCCUGCAGAGAAACUGGCAUUCAGUGCUGUUUGCCCCGAUGAUAGAAGAUUCUUUGGACUAGUUACAAUGCAGACAAAUGAUGAUGUAAGCUUGGCUCAGGAAGAUGAAGGAGUUCUGAGGACAUCUUGCCAUGUUUUUAUGGUGGAUCCCGAAUUAUUUAAUCAUAAAAUUCACCAGGGCAUAGCACGACGUUUUGGACUGGAAUGUACAGCAGAUCCAGACACAAAUGGCUGUCUAGAGUUUCCAACAUCAUCUCUACCCGUUCUUCAGUUUAUUUCUGUCUUGUAUAGGGAUAUGGGAGAAUUGAUUGAGGGAAUGCGUGCGAGGGCUUUUCUUGAUGGUGAUGCAGAUGCUCAUCAGAAUAAUAGUACAAGCAGUAACAGUGAUAGUGGAAUUGGGAAUUUUAACCAAGAAGAAAAGAAUAAUAGAGUUCUGGUGGUUGAUUUAGGGAGCAAUCCAAGUAAACACAUUCCUAACAGCAUAUGGGAAAAUCCAGUAGGAAGGGGACAAAAUCAGCCUGCUUCCCAUUGGAAUGGCUUCUGUCAUGAACAAGAAGGAAACAUUCCUUUAGAAGUAAUUCAGAAUGAUAAGUCCCAAAACGUAAGCAAACACUUAAGUCCUUCUGCUCGUAUUGAAGUUCCACUGGUUUCCUCACGAAAUUCGGUACCCCCAUCAAAGAAAAAUGCUGCAGGCAUAGGCAAUCAAAGGUGGUUGCCUGUGCAUGUUUUACAAGAAUGGCAACAUGGAAAUGCUAGUGACCAGGAGUCGUACACUGAUUCGACAGACGGCUGGUCGAGUGUUAAUUGUGGGACUCUUCCCCCGCCAAUGAAUAAGAUUCCAGCUGACAGAUACAGAGUUGAUGGCAGCUUUGGUCAGCCACAGUUAAAAUCUCAUAAAAAUGAAUGGUCUAAGAAGAUGUUUUGCAUGCAGAACAAGUUUGGCCCUCCGCACAGUAUUAGAAAGUCUAAGGAAGAUAAAAAGGGUGCAAAAUUUGGACAUCCAAUGGGAUUAAAUCAGGCUCCUCCCCCACGUUCUUCUGUUCGAAGAUCAUUUGGAAGAUCUAAGCGAUUUAGUAUUACUCGUUCUCUGGAUGACCUUGAGUCAGCAACUGUUUCUGAUGGAGAGCUGAACAGUACUGAUUUAAAAGACUGCAUCAGUGAAAACAGCCUCAGUAGCAAUGCUAGUCUUCCCAGCGUACAGAGCUGUCGACGACUUCGAGAAAGAAGAGUUGCAAGCUGGGCUGUUUCUUUUGAGCGUCUUCUUCAGGAUCCCAUUGGUGUUAAGUAUUUUUCGGAAUUUCUACGGAAAGAAUUUAGUGAAGAAAAUAUUUUAUUUUGGCAGGCCUGUGAAUAUUUUAACCAUGUACCUGCACAUGAUAAAAAAGAACUUUCUUACAGAGCUCGGGAGAUCUUCAGUAAAUUCUUGUGUAGCAAAGCUACGACCCCAGUUAAUAUUGAUAGCCAGGCACAGUUGGCAGAUGAUAUACUCAAUUCCCCUCAUCCAGAUAUGUUCAAGGAACAACAACUUCAGAUAUUUAACUUGAUGAAGUUUGAUAGCUAUACUCGCUUUCUGAAAUCCCCCCUUUACCAAGAAUGCAUCUUAGCUGAAGUAGAAGGUCGUCCUCUUCCUGAUCCUCAACGUGUUCCCAGCAGCCCGACUUCUAAACACAGUAUCAGUUCAGAGAAGUCCAAUAUCUCAACACCGAAAAAGUUAAGUGGUAAAUCAAAAUCAGGAAGAUCUUUAAAUGAAGAGUCAGGAGAGGAGGACACUGAGAAGAAAAAAAGGGGAACGUUUUUCUCAUGGUCAAGAAGUAAGAGUUUGGGAAAAUCACAGAAGAGAAAAGAAAAUGGUGAUUAUCCAAAUGAUUCUAUUCAGUCCAAUGGAUUAUCAUACAGACGGGAAUCACAAGGCUCCAUGUCAUCAACUGCUAGUCUUGACUUGUCUGAAGCCUCAAGAUUACCUGCAUUUGUACCAGAUAAAGAGAAAUCCACCAAAUACUGCUGUAUAAACCUUCCAGAUGGUUCAUCCAGCAAAAUGGCUGUUAAAUCCGGAUUCUCUAUCAAAGAGGUGCUAUCUGGGCUCUGUGAGAAACAUGGCUUUAACAUAGCUGCAGUGGACCUUUUUUUAGUUGGAGGUGAUAAGCCACUUGUAUUGCACCAAGACAGUAGCAUCCUGGAGUCUCGGGACCUACGUUUAGAAAAACGCACUUUAUUUCGGCUGGACCUUGUUCCAAUCAAUCGAUCAGUUGGUUUGAAGGCUAAACCCACCAAACCAGUAACAGAGGUGUUAAGGCCUGUGGUUGCAAAAUAUGGUUUAAAUCUUAAUGAACUUGUGGCAAGACUAAAUGGUGAGCAGGAACCACUUGAUCUUGGUGUCCCUAUAUCUAAUCUGGAUGGUCAGCGGGUUGUUCUAGAUGAGAGAGAGCCAACAAAGGGUAGAGUGUUUACAGAUAAACAAAAAGGUGCAUCCGUAAAACAGAGUGCAACUGUAACUACUUCAAGAAGUCAAGUGUCUACUGGAGAGGGAAGAACUCUAGGAAAGUCUAAUUCUAUCAAAAUGAAAGGCGAAAAUGGAAAAAAUGCUAGGGAAGUCCGGCUGUCAAAGAGAGAAGACUCUAUUGCAAAGAUUGGGAAAAAAAAAUGUCAGAAAAUAAAUUUGGAUGAAGCAGAGGAAUUUUUUGAACUCAUAUCCAAAGCUCAAAGUAACAGAGCAGAUGACCAACGUGGACUGCUAAGGAAAGAAGACCUUAUUCUUCCUGACUUUCUUCGUUUACCUCCCACUGGACCAGAACCAUCCUCAUCUACUCCCACAGGCUCUAAAGGCCUCAACAAGCGAGUUUCAAAAAAUGAUGGCAAGGAUGGAUGUACAUCACCAAGUGGAAAACAGGAAUCUCUACAAAACUUUAAUGAAAAUUCAGUUAAGAAAAUGGGUCACUCAGAAAAUAAGCAUAAAUCUGCUUUGACAGCACUUCAUAGUCAGAAGACUUUCAGUGUUCCUUUUAAUACUGCAUUGUCUCCGAUUCCGCAUGCACAGGAAAACAAUGCAACAAUAUGGAAAAGGCAGUCGAGAGAAUUGCAAGCUGAAGGCAUACAGAUGGUAGAUGAUGAGAAUGUGGCAGACUUGACUCUUGUGGCUGAAGGAGAUAUUAGUAGCCCUAACAGCACUUUGCUACCACCGCCACCACCAACACCACCAUCUGACGUCAGUAAACUCACAGAAGCCAACUACCCACCCCCAACUCCUUUUGCAGGUAAUCAGGAAAAAUCUGGAUUUCAAAGAUCCAAUUCAGGAAUACAAAACAGGAUAUCAGCAUUUUGAGCUCCAUGGCACUGUUGUGUUCCAGAUUUUCUGAUCCAUUUGUCAUAAUGAGAUACAUGAUUAGGGUUUGGAAGUUUAAGUGCUUUAGCGGGAACCCUAAUUAUGUGUUGAAAAUUACAGCGCUGUUUAUGAAUAAAAUUUGAAAUGGAUAAAAAAUAUUUCUCUAAUAAAUUACAUAUUUGUGACUAAAAGUAAAAAUGUUAGGUUUUUUUAACCCAUGCUUUGCUAGACAGAGAAACAGAUUGCAUCUACCACACUUUCUCCCCGAAUAUUCGCAUGUCAAAUAGCUCUUUCUAUUAGAUAAUUUUAAAGAAAAUAAAGAAAAUAUAGCUUUUUUUAGUAUGUAAGUUUCAUGGUUUAGCAAUAUCACAGAGCAAUAUUAGCCCAAGGCUGAAGUAUGGUAUUUCUUUAUAAACACAGACUCUAAUAAUAAUUGCUAUUACCAGAAACAAGAGUUUGAAGACAAUGGGUGUUGUGACAUUGACAUUUUACAGUCAUUAUACUGUACAUUUUAAUGUAAAAUAUAAGAAGAGGUAUCUAUGUGCUACAUUUAUUUUUGAUGUUUCACAAACAUAUGGUGCCAUAAUUUGUAUGAUCACAUUUCUUUGUGAUGUGGGAAUAUACAUUUUAAUUAUUUAUCUUUUUACACAGAGUAUUUGAUACUGUUCUUUAUCUGUAUGGUUGAUGAUUUGUAAAUACUUCUUCGGUUGUUGAAUGCUUAUAAAUGGCAAUGCAAAUUAUUACAUCCUCUUGGUAUUUAAAAAAAAAAAAUUCCUUUAUUAGUAGUAUUUGAGAAAUGUUCUAUAAGCACUACCACUUAAUUUCUGAAACUGAGUAUUGAACCGACUUGUAACCAGUGCCUACGAAUAACAAAACCACAAAAUGUACUUCAGACAUAUUGAUGUGUAUAUGCAUAGGUUUGUGUUGGUGUCUUUCUGAUAAUUUGACAAGUGUACACAUAGGUAUCAAUUUGCAUAUUUUUCAAGUGAGAACUGUUAAAAAAACCAUUUGCACUUAAAAAAAAACUUCAAGAAUUUACAAUAUUUUAAUGCAUGCCAUACGUUUCUGUGUAACCACUGAACUGUAGCUUUCCCUUUUCCCUCUUUCUACUUUUUACUUUGUAGAAAUCUUUGUGUAGUUUUCACAUGUAUUUUGUAUCUUUGUUCUCUCAGGAGUAAUAAAUUCUAGACCUAGUUA
Athene cunicularia (burrowing owl) is the source of this 5476-nucleotide messenger RNA. RefSeq names its product regulator of G protein signaling 12 (gene RGS12). Gene Ontology annotation, biological process: signal transduction. The coding region runs from base 86 to 4279 and encodes 1397 amino acids. Gene Ontology annotation, molecular function: GTPase activator activity; protein binding. The record is from RefSeq and is a predicted model, not a curated record. Lineage: Eukaryota; Metazoa; Chordata; Aves; Strigiformes; Strigidae. The transcript has 17 exons.